This is a messenger RNA of Colletotrichum costaricense, 1383 nucleotides long. Its product is annotated as MOSC domain-containing protein. Bases 1 to 1383 code for a protein of 460 amino acids. Lineage: Eukaryota; Fungi; Ascomycota; Sordariomycetes; Glomerellales; Glomerellaceae. The transcript is spliced from 4 exons. The record is from RefSeq and is a predicted model, not a curated record. Gene Ontology annotation, molecular function: pyridoxal phosphate binding; molybdenum ion binding; catalytic activity.
AUGGACCCAAAUAUCUCGGCAUCCGCUCUGGGUGAGCCACACCACCUUGGCAUCGGCUUCUACCUCCUCCCCUUCGCCACGUUCCUCUGCUUCCUCGUCCCGGUCCUCUACAUCUUCCCCCCCAUCCCGGCCACCACCAGCGACGCCCUACGCUCAACCCACACCAAGAUUGGCGUCUCGCCGCCAAAGAGCAACCUCCGGGACCAGUACUCCGUCAAGGCCGACGCCGGCAGCACUUCCAAUGCCGGCACCGGCACCGGGCCCGUCGCCCGGGUCAAGGCGCUCUGCGUCUACCCCAUCAAAUCAUGCCGCGGAAUCGAAGUGACCCGGAGCAAGCUCCUCCCGACGGGCCUGGAAUUCGACAGGCUGUACACUUUCGCGCAGCUCAAGUCCCGCUUCCCGGCCGCCGUGGACGACUCGGCCGAGGCGAAGGACGAACACACCUGGGAAUUCGUCACGCAGCGCCAGUUCCCGCUCCUCGCGACCAUCAAGGUAGACGUCUACGUGCCCGACGCGACCAAGUCCACAGUCUUCAUGGAAAAGUCCUCCGACGCGUGGAUCGUGAUGCGGUUCCCCUGGCGGGAACCGGGGUUCCGGGGCACCAUGUCGUGGGUGGCGUCCAAGAUCCGGGACGGGUGGAGGGGCCAGCCGGAGAUGGAGGUGUUGUUGCCGGUCGAGUUUCCGACGGACGCGGAGAUUGCGGAGCGCGGUUACACGCGCGAGGACGUCAAGGUGUGGAAGGAGGUCGUGCCGGCUCUGAAUAUGGAGAAGGAGUUGCCGGGGGAGCUGUGUCGGUAUUUGGGGGUGAGCAACAAGCUGGCGCUGUUCCGGGUUGAUCCGGGGCAGUUGAGGGAGGUGUAUCGGUGUGCGCCGAGGAAGGAGGAGGCUGGGUAUCAACCUAUUGUUGGAUUCCAGGAUGCUUAUCCCCUGCAUAUCAUGAACAUCAGCAGUCUCCAGGACUUUGACGCCAAGGUGCCCAAGGACGACGAACUCAAGCAUCUCGAUGUCAGGAGGUUCCGGUCCAACAUCAUUGUCUCUGAUGCGCCAGCCUACGAUGAGGAAUCAUGGAAAUGGGUCAACUUCACCCAGGGCACCUCAAAGGUCACCGUCCCGGCCAAAUUCCAAGUCUCGUGCCGUACCGUUCGCUGCAAAAUGCCUAACGUCGACCCAGUAACCGGCGCCCGCCACGGCGCCGAACCGGACCGGUCCCUCCGCAAGCUCCGCGAUGUCGACGAGGGCGCCCCGCGCAUGGGGUGCCUCGGCAUGCAAAUGUGCCCGCUCUUCGAGGGCACCGAUCGCGUCGAGUACAUGCAGGCCUGGCUCGAGGUCGGCAUGGACGUAUCCGUGCUUGAGCGCGGCGACCACGUGUACAUCAAGCAGUGA